Molecule: messenger RNA, 2138 nt
Organism: Schizosaccharomyces cryophilus OY26
Lineage: Eukaryota; Fungi; Ascomycota; Schizosaccharomycetes; Schizosaccharomycetales; Schizosaccharomycetaceae
Product: membrane transporter
Exons: 1
Coding region: 32-1549 (505 amino acids)
Biological process (GO): transmembrane transport
Cellular component (GO): membrane
Molecular function (GO): transmembrane transporter activity
Source: RefSeq, a predicted model, not a curated record
GCCAAAAUAUUAGCAUAGACGAAUAGAUAAGAUGUCUUUACCAGUGGAAAAUCCAAACCAAAAAGAUGGGACGUUUGGGAUCAGUCGUCGAAGAUCCAGAAUUGAGCAUCGCCCUACCGAAUUCCUGAAUGAAUUGAGGCCCGAGAUAGAGUCUAUCAGAGAAGAAUAUGAAUCGAAUCAUGAUAUAAAAGAGAAAAACGAAUAUUAUAUUUCUUCAAAUGAGUUGGACAAUAGUGGGGCUCCUAGUUUUGCUGAUGUAUCCAAUGACUCAAAAAUUGACAACGCAAAUAUGAUUCCUCCUAAGCGGUCUAUCGCUUUAAUUUUGGUUAAUAGUAUCAUGUCAGAUAUGUCUUUUGGCGUUGCUUUACCAACAUCUCCGUCUUAUACAGAAAAACUUGGGGGUACGGAUGCAUUCUCUGGUUUAGUGGUUGGGAUUCCGACUCUUAUUUCGUUAUUGAUGCUGUAUCCAAUGCUAAAACUUGCUACACCAAAGUCUGCAAAGGGAUAUACAUUGUAUUAUCGACCAAUGUUGGUCUCUGUCUUCGCUCAUAGCAUCGGACACUUAUUGUAUUGUAUGGCAGAUCAAGCAAAUUGGCUUUAUUUGAUCCUUAUUGGCCGUAUGAUGAAUGGUAUAGGUUUCACCAUGUUUUUAUAUCACAAAAAGUACACAACAGAUAAGUUACUUGUUGGACCCAAUCGGCGAACGUUUCUUGCUACUUUAAACAUCCUAGCUCAAACAUUGGGUUUUAUGGCAGGUCCAUUUUUGGGUGGUAUUUUAGCAAAAGGUACAAAAAAUUUGGAAAAUCGAGUUUGGAACCAAUACACUGGUGGCUCAUGGUUCAUGAUGUAUAUAUGGAUUAUUUUUGGUGUUUUUUUGGUCAUUUUUUACAAAGAAGUAUACCCGCAAGAUGAUCGUACAGUUUUGGAAAAGCCUGUUGACGUUGAGGAAAACACUGGUCCAUUGUCACUGAAACAUAUUUAUUUACUGUCUUUUUUGGGACUAGCUGCUUUCGUGUCUUAUUUUAACAUUUCUGGCUAUCAAACCAGUAUACCCAUUUACGCGAAUAAUCUCUACAAUUAUAAUGCUUAUCAAUCUGGUAAUUUUAUUUCAUUGGCAGCAUUGGUAAUUUCCCCGUUUGUCUUCUUGAGCACUUUUCUCUCUCGAUGGUUAGAAGACCGACAUAUUAUGCUAAUUGGGUUUAUGAUUGGAAUUAUAGCUCUUGUUCUACAUCUUGUUUUGGAUGCUCUCCACAGAAUACCUGUUCAAGCAUACUUUGUGUUCUUUUCAAUUAUGAUGUUUGGAUUUAGCAUAGGUUCAGCACCGCUAGUUUCAUUAGCUUCCAAACAGAUGAAGCCUAAAUAUCAUGUUUUGAGCAGUGUACUUUUUCAAGUGGGAUUGUCGCUUUCCAACACCGUAGGCGCAAUCUGUGGUGGUGCUAUAUACAGUAUGACGACGGUCGGUUUCAUAGGUCUUUGUAUCGGGUUAUCUGUUGUUGCAUUUUUACAAUCUCUAACGUUGUGGAAUUCUAUGAAGCUGAAGUUGCAUUAAGUAUGACUCGUCAUCUACGUGUUUGACAGAAUAUUGUGAUUAUCCUGUCCUUUAUAAGCCUUUGGCUAAUGUUGAGAUAUGGCUUAGGAAAAAGUUUUUGGAAGUAAAAAAAUAUUUACAAACAUUUACUUGAUGCAUACAUCAUAGCACUAUGGCUGUCGGGAUAUGACGCGAUUGAAAUGAAAGGGUUGUUUGUGAUUUCGGGUUUGUACAAUUUUCCAAGCUGAAGCAGUUAACGAAGGCUCUCUUGCCUAAGCGUUUUCUAUUUCUAAACAUGUGUCGUUGACGAAGUAGAAUUAUUAUCAUAUCCAUAGGAGGCCGCUAAUUAAAAUCAUGUUACAAUAAGGGACGUGAGCAUAACACACGUAUCAUCUAUCCUUCUUUUACAUGUGAAGUCUUUAAUCAGGCGAUUCAUGGUUGAUGAUUUAUAGGUUCAUGGAGCCUUAAAAAAUAAUGCAGAGGCCGCUAAACUUAGCAAAAUUUAUAUACAUGGGGUUCAUUAGGAUUUGGUUAUGGUUUACAGGUUAUAUAUAAAAAAAAAUAAAUAAAAGAUACACUGUUUUUAGUUUUAUAUAUUACAUCUUCGUGC